This is a messenger RNA of Penicillium oxalicum, 738 nucleotides long. RefSeq lists its product as uncharacterized. The record is from RefSeq and is a predicted model, not a curated record. The transcript is spliced from 5 exons. NCBI's taxonomy places the organism in Eukaryota, Fungi, Ascomycota, Eurotiomycetes, Eurotiales, Aspergillaceae. Bases 1 to 738 code for a protein of 245 amino acids.
AUGGAGGCCGUUGUGCAGAGCAUUAUCCAUGUGGUUCAUCAUGGGUCGGCAGAGGCGGAGUUCCAAGGUCGCGUGCUGCUGUUCCCGACUCUGGAAGCGCUUCUGGAGGCAGCCGAUUCGACUUCCAACGCUCGACAAGGUCUCCCCCGCAGGAGCUGGCUGUCGAGAUACAAAGUUCAUACGCAGUCCAUCCUCUGGAUCCAGCCACUUAGGAGAAAAGGCCUCGUUGAACUCGACAAGACUUCGGUCACCGUUCGCCCCUUGUGGAAUCGUGAUGGUUCUCGUCCCACCCUCUCGGUUGUCAUGCGCGUCGGUAACCGACUCCACCCGUGGUAUGGUCAAGCUUCCCUGCAGCAAUCACAAACGGGCAACGCUAGACCACUCCAUCUCGAGAUAGGCGUCCGAGCCAAGAUUCUUCGCUCGAUCCUUGUCGGAGUGAGUGUCCACCAACCGAAUUGGACAAUCGCCGCCACCCCGGCCCGGCAGAUCUUGGCGUUACGUGAAAGGCAGACAAAACAUGCCAUUGGCUCUACGGCUGUCCGCCAGUCUGCGGCCUUUCAUUGGGGCCAUCCUGUGGCGGUCAGACCUCUUCCCGAGUUCAAGGUCACGAGACACGAAGCUUAUCAGGCACACGGGGUGGAGCUUCUCAUCAUUCCCUUUCAGGUUCCUUCGGCACGUGAAGAGUGUGGAGGGUGGAGCGACGACGUCGCGUUGAUUCACCCAGGGCUUCUGACCUAA